AAAGUUUGCUAGGCCCCUACCGAGGGCCGAGCCGGCUCCGGGCCCGCCUCCCCGCGGGAUUGGAGGCCCGCCGCCCCGCCCGGCCUCGCGAGGCCCAAGGGAGCCUUCCCUCGUCCUGGGUGCCGGGAGUCGCGGCGAGACCCCGCACUUCCGCGUCCCGCCUGCCCCGCCCGCGCGGCGCCCCACGCCUGGAAGGAGCUGCCGUCGGAGUGAGACGCCGGGCCCGGGAGGGUUCCCUGCUUCCGCGCCUCACCCCUUCUGUCAACAGAAGUGAUGCCACCAAGAAGAAAAGAAAAAUACAAGCUUCCUAUUCCACUUCCAGAAGGCACAGUCCUGGAUGACAUGGAAGGAAAACAAUGGGUGCUGGGCAAGCUGAUUGGCUCUGGAGGAUUUGGCUUGAUAUAUUUAGCUUUCCCCACAAAUAAACCAGAUAAAGAUGCAAGACAUGUAAUAAAAGUUGAAUAUCAAGAAAAUGGCCCAUUAUUUUCAGAACUUAAAUUUUAUCAAAGAGCAGCAAAAAAAGAAUGUAUCAAAAAAUGGAUAGAACUCAAAAAGCUUGAUUAUUUGGGAAUUCCUCAGUUUUAUGGAUCUGGCAUUACUGAAUUCAAGGGAAAAAGUUACAGAUUUAUGGUAAUGGAAAGACUGGGAAUAGAUUUGCAGAAGAUCUCAGACCAGAAUGGUACUUUUAAAAAGUCAACUGUCUUGCAGCUAGGUAUCCGAAUGUUGGAUGUACUGGAAUAUAUACAUGAAAAUGAAUAUGUUCACGGUGAUAUAAAAGCAGCGAAUCUACUCUUGGGUUACAGAAAUCCAGAUCGGGUUUAUCUUGCAGAUUAUGGACUUUCCUACAGAUAUUGUCCCAAUGGGAACCACAAACAGUAUCAGGAAAAUCCAAAAAAAGGCCAUAAUGGGACAAUAGAGUUUACCAGCUUGGAUGCCCACAAGGGAGUAGCCCUGUCCAGACGAAGUGACCUUGAGAUCCUCGGCUACUGCCUGCUGCGGUGGUUAUGUGGGAGCCUGCCCUGGGAAUGGAGCCUGCAGGACCCUGUAGCUGUCCAGGCUGCGAAAACAAAUCUGUUGGAUGAGCUCCCUCAGUCGGUGCUUCAGUGGGCUCCUUCCGGAAGCAGCUGCCGUGAAAUAGCCCAGUAUUUGGUAUGUGCUCAUAAUUUAGCAUAUGAUGAAAAGCCAGACUAUCAAAUGCUCAGGAAGAUUCUGAACCCAAGUGGAAUACCUCUAGGACCACUGGAGUUUUGCACUAAAGGAGAGAGCUUAAAUAUGCGUGCUCCAAACAAUCAAAAGGUUGAUUCAGGAAAGGCUGCAACAAAACAAGUCUAUCAGGUGCAGAAUACAUUAAUAGGGAAAAAAGGCCACAGUGAGCGAAGUGCUGAGUCCCGUACACCAAGGAGAAAAGUGCAAGAGGAGAAGCUGACUGGAUUGUUUAGCAGUGAAACAGUGCAGGAAAGCACAAGAAGAAGACAAAAAUAUUGUGAGUCUCAAGAAUUUCAAAAUGAUGUAAAAAGUUCUCCACACAAAUCCAGCUGUAUACAAUUCCCAAAUUCAUGUUAUGAACCCCAUCAAGAUUUUACCAAUCCAGAUAUGUUCAACAAGUCAAGCUCCCCAUCUUGGUACACAAACACUUCUACAACUGGUAUGGAGGUCACAGAAUUAGACAGUUCUACAGGAUUUUGGUUUGCAGUGUCCCAGUUUACAUUUAGUGAAGAGAUAAAAGUGGAUAUAUAUUAUUACAGCUUCACCAUUAUUUUUCUUUUGAUAUUAGUAUGUCUUGCUUUAUAUUUUCUCUGAAGUUAUCAAAUAAAAUCGUUUUGAUAAUUUAA
Molecule: messenger RNA, 1832 nt
Organism: Cervus elaphus (red deer)
Lineage: Eukaryota; Metazoa; Chordata; Mammalia; Artiodactyla; Cervidae
Gene: VRK2
Product: VRK serine/threonine kinase 2
Exons: 13
Coding region: 274-1800 (508 amino acids)
Biological process (GO): peptidyl-serine phosphorylation; signal transduction
Cellular component (GO): nucleus; cytoplasm
Molecular function (GO): protein serine/threonine kinase activity; ATP binding
Source: RefSeq, a predicted model, not a curated record